AUGGCUAAAACCAGUCCUGUAUUUGUCACGGCUGGCUCGGGAAACAACGAGCCGAAAGACAAGUCAACCCACCAAAGCCUUAGGCCUUCUCGAUCCAUCAUAUUUGAUACGUCCGACGAAGAAACCGACACCAAGAAAUUGGCAAGAGAUCACCUCUGCGUUGGGUAUGAGAACAAGUUUGAUGGACCGCCCCCCGACGGCGGCGUCAAGGCCUGGACACAGGCUCUCAUGGCCCAUUUUGUUGUUUUCAAUACUUGGGGAACAAUCAACUCUUUCGGCAUUUUUCAAACAUUCUAUCGAGAUUAUCUUUCUCGGUCGGCUUCUGAAAUUAGCUGGAUUGGUUCCAUGCAAGUCUUUUUUCUUUUCGUCGUUGGUGUAUUUACCGGGCGUCUCACCGAUGCUGGAUAUUUUCGAGCAGUCUUUGCCUCAGGAUCUACGCUGGUGGUACUGGGAAGCCUGACCGCAUCGUUCUCGAAUCAGUAUUGGCAACUAUUCUUAUCCCAAGGGCUUUGCGUGGGACUUGGCAUGGGAGGUUUGUUUUGCCCUGUUAUAGCUGUGUUGUCGACAUACUUCAGCAGGCGCAGAAACCUCGCUAUCGGAGUUGCUAUCAGUGGCUCAGCUACUGGAGGGAUGAUUUAUCCCAUUAUUGCACGCCAGCUUUUACCCAUGAUUGGAUUCAGUUGGACAAUGCGUGUCAUGGCACUGAUCCAACUCAUCACUCUCUUGAUUGCCAACUUCUCGAUGCGAUCCAGAAUACGACCGAGGCGGUCCGGUUCGGUGAUUGAGUUUUCCGCUUUUACGGAGAAAGCCUAUCUUCUCUUUACGAUUGGCAUGUUUUUUAACUUCUGGGGCGUCUAUUUUGCGUUUUAUUAG
Molecule: messenger RNA, 873 nt
Organism: Colletotrichum paranaense
Lineage: Eukaryota; Fungi; Ascomycota; Sordariomycetes; Glomerellales; Glomerellaceae
Product: riboflavin transporter MCH5
Exons: 2
Coding region: 1-873 (290 amino acids)
Biological process (GO): transmembrane transport
Cellular component (GO): membrane
Molecular function (GO): transmembrane transporter activity
Source: RefSeq, a predicted model, not a curated record